Molecule: messenger RNA, 7548 nt
Organism: Symphalangus syndactylus (siamang)
Lineage: Eukaryota; Metazoa; Chordata; Mammalia; Primates; Hylobatidae
Gene: SLC25A29
Product: solute carrier family 25 member 29
Biological process (GO): mitochondrial L-ornithine transmembrane transport
Cellular component (GO): mitochondrion
Molecular function (GO): high-affinity L-arginine transmembrane transporter activity
Source: RefSeq, a predicted model, not a curated record
CCCCGCCCGGGCGCUGCCGGCAGGCACGAGGGGUGGGGCGCGCGGCCCGAGGUGAGGGACCGCGGGCAGGAGGGGAUCCAGUGAGUCCGCCGCCGCCGAGGGACCAGCGCGGGCCUCACCGCUGCCGCCGUCCCCACGAUCCCUGACCGCGCCUGCCCAGGCUCCGCGCCAGGAGGGGCGGCCAGACCCAGCCCCGGCACCGCGAGCUCGGGGACCCCGACGGCGCCCAGCCCGGCAAGGGGCCUCAGGGGGAGGACGAGGAGGAAAGGCGGCCUCGCCGGGGACCCGGCCAUGGCGCUGGACUUCUUGGCUGGAUGCGCGGGGGGUGUGGCAGGCGUGCUUGUGGGACACCCGUUUGACACAGUCAAGGUGAGUCUCAUCGCUGUUUUUUUUCCUCGGCGCAUACAUUGGAGAGAGGCUCACAGGGUUGGGGUGGCUGGAAGCCUGUUUCCGUGUACAGCCCCAGGUGGGCAGCUGCUUUUACACCAGGCCGGGUUGAACCUUCCUCGCUGCUUUGUCCUGGCAUCUCCCAGCUGGGGCUGAUCCACAAGCUGGGUUCGUGGCCAAGUCCAUCCUGAGCUUGGCCAGCUGGGACCGAGGUGCUGAGGUUUUCUCCCACCCAGAGCAAGGGGCACCCACAUCGUUCCCAUGCAGAAUUCCCCCAAACAGUUCCUUGAAAGAAAGAAAAGCUCAGAGAGAAAAUACAAAAAAAAAAAAAAAAAACUCGUAUCUCCCAUGAACAUGAUCUUCACCGAGUGGUGAUCGUCCUUACAGAGAAUCCGAAUGAUGGUUUCCCACGUGCCAGAGGCCUGAGGAAGGGCCCUGUUAGCCGGUUCCUUGAUAACACCCCACACCUCCAUGAACCGGACUUCCAGGUUCUCAGACCCCCCAGAACAGAAACCAAGGAAAUCUAUGUCCUCCAGCUGGAAAUUCUCAAAUAAAUCCCCACCCUCCACUUGUGGUUGGGCUGUAUGUCCUGAAAGUAGCCCAGUGGGGCCCUUCUUCGCCCUUUUCCCUGGGCCCCAGGGCAAGCUGUGAGUGGCGCUCACCAGACCAGCCUUGUGCUUGUUGGCAGCGCUACAUGUGGCCCCUCUUCCCACUGAGGGAAGGCACAGCUGACGGCAAGGCAGAAUGUGCACCCUGAGCUAGGUUUGAGGGAGGCUUCUGGUCUCCUUUUCUAGUGAGCCCAGGUGUGUGUUGGCAGAGACAGUGACUUACCAUAGGGCUGAGUUGCAUCCAGCACAAGAGUGAGGGCCCGGCCUUAUGCAUUGGCUGUGACCUUAAAAAGCUCUGUCCCUGGGCCUUGUGCAGGUCCGGGUCCCUCUGCCAGCCGGUUUUCUGCAUGACCUUGGGCAAGUCCCUGUAUCUUUGGGCUCAAACGUUGUCAUCGUGCCAGUGCUCAACAGCAUAAUUUAUGUUGGAUUAAAUGCUAGCUCUGAAAAGCACAACUCUUCUAUCCACUGUGGGCCAAUUUGGGGAGGAGGCUGAAGGGCCAGGCUUUCUUGGCAGGCAGUGGCCCCACGUUUGCUGCACCUGCCUGCCGAGAGUGAGGCUGUGCAGAGCCUGCCCACACAGCCCCCGGCCCCAGCCAUGCCCACGCGCUGCCUAGCCAGGCCACCCGUGAAGCCUCCCCCAGGCCAGAGCAGCCCAGGACAGCCUGGUAGUGUCCACGUUGCACUGUGUUUAUAUCUCGUGGUCAUGUGUUGUGAAUGCCUCUUGCAGCCAAGAAGAGCUUCACAUUCACUUCCUCUUUCCAGCUCCAUGGAGGCCUGGGCUCUCUGAGCUAUGAAUCGGCCAGACCUGCUGGGCUCCUGCCUGGCCCCCUCAGGCAGCCCCUGGCAGGCCUGGGAGUACUUUCUUUUUUUUUUUUUUUUUUUUGAGACAGAGUCUCACUCAGUCACCCAGGCUGGAGUGCAAUGGCGCGGUCUCGGCUCACUGCAAGCUCCGCCUCCCGGGUUCACGCCAUUCUCCUGCCUCGGCCUCCCAAGUAGCUGGGACUACAGGCGCCUGCCACCACACCCGGCUAAUUUUUUGUACUUUUUUUUAGUAGAGACAGGGUUUCACCGUGUUAGCCAGGAUGGUCUCGAUCUCCUGACCUUGUGAUCUGCCCGCCUCGGCCUCCCAAAGUGCUGGGAUUACAGGCGUGAGCCACCACGCCCGGCCAGGCCUGGGAGCACUUUCGUCGUGGUGCUCCGCCGUCCUGAACCACUGAGCCCGCCAGCAGCACCCCUGAAGUGACGCAGGGACGGGAGUUUCUCCAGCCCGUGAGGUUUUACUCCCCAGACCCUCCUUCCCCACGUCUGGAGGGUGGUCUUUGAGAAGAUCUAUAUGUGAUCCUUUUUUUUUUUUUUUUUUUUUUUGCCACUGUCGCUCCAGCAGUAUCACAUCUGGACAUACCUACCUUAAAAAGCUGAACUUUUUUUCUUUGAGACGGAGUCUGUGUCUGUCACUCAGGCUGGAGUGCAGUGGCGCGACCUUGGCUCACUGCAACUUCUUCCUCCUGGGUUCAAGUGAUUCUCCUGCUUCAGUUCCCGCCCCCCAACCCCCCCGGGUAGCUGGGAUUACAGGCACGUGCCACCACGCCUGGCUACUGUUUGUUUUUAGUUGGGAUCCAGCACAUAUAGAAAGUGCAUACAUCCGGCCGGGCGAGUGGCUCACGCCUGUAAUCCCAGCACUUCUGGAGGCCGAGGCAGGUGGAUCCCAAGGUCAGGAGAUCAAGACCAUCCUGGCUAACACAGUGAAACUCUGUCUCUACUAAACAUACAAAAAAUUAGCCGGGCGUGGUGGUGGGUGCCUGCAGUCCCAGCUACUCGGAAGGCUGAGGCAGGAGAAUGGCGUGAACCCGGGAGGCGGAGCUUGUAGUAAGCCAAGAUCGCAUAACUACACUCCAGCCUGGGCAACAGAAUGAGACUCCGUCUCAAAAAAAAAAAAAAGAAAGAAAGUGCACACAUCCUAGGUGUACAAGUCAUUGCAAAACACAUGCGUGGGGAGCUGCCACCCAGGAGAAACAGAACAUGGCCAGCCCUCUGGGAGUCUUCCCUCCUGCUCCUAUCAACUCCUCCCUCCCCUUCUUCUGAGGCUUCCACUGGCCUAACUUCCUCCUUGUUUUUGAGACAUGGUCUUGCUCUGUCACCCCAGGUGGAGUGCAAUGGUGCAAUCAUAGCCCACUGCAGCCUUGAUUUCCCAGGCUCAAGCAAUCCUCCCACCGCAGCCUCUCAAGUAGCUGAAACUACAGGCACACACCACCGUGCCUAGCUCAUUUUUUUUUUAAGUUAUUAGUAGAGAUGGGGUCUUGAUAUGUUGCCCAGCUGGUCUGAAACUCCUGGGCUCAAGUGAUCCUCCUGCCCUGGCCUCCUGAAGUGCUGGGAUGACAGGCCUGGCCCACUGUCCUCACUUCCAACACCACGGGUCCCUUUUGCCUGGUUGAAUAUAACUGCAGCUGUACCCUAGAAUCAUCAGGGGCCACCCGAGUCUGUGUCAGUCCGUACUGUCACAUGGCCACAGACUAUCUCAUGGCUGGGACAGUCACAGUUUAUUCCCCCAGGCCCUUGGGACUGAAAUAAUCCAAGAUCUGGAUCUCCUCUAUAGCGCCCAGAACCACAGCCACCGUCCUGAAGCACACGGCCUUCACAUGUGUUUCUGCAUGAAGGGAGUUUUCUGUCCUGCUUCCUUGGACACAACAAUAAUCAGGGAGCAGUCGUCUUGACCUGUGAUGAGGGGGGCUGUCUCCAUCCAUAGCAAAAGUGUAACUUUGUUGUAGAUGGGCGUAAGCCUCACCCUGGAGAGCGCUACCGGCUGGACUUGGGCAUUCACCAGUGUCUGUGACCUGCAAAGACUUCACAACACUACCCAGGUGGCAUUGAGUAUCCAACCUGGGAAGGGACAGCUCCAUGUCACAUCAGUUGUACUCACACAGGCCUCUUAGUGCCAGUGUUGGGGCUGCAGGAGGAACAGAGAGAUCCCCCCAGAGACCCCAGAACAUUGAAGGGAAAGCAGCAAACCUCACAUCAAGGUGCUGGCCAAGAACUGGGCCUCCAGGGUGGGAGGGGUGCUUCGGGCCAAUCUUGAAGCAUUGGCUUCCAGCUGUUGAGGUCCUGGGGGUGCUGAGAUGGUACUUGUUUCCUAACAAAACAUUUUUUGUGAGUGCAUUCACCAACAGGGGGCCCACCUAUUCUGGUGGAGAGAAUUGGAAAAGGUUCCAGAAUCUGGGCAGAAGCCUGGCUCUUCCCGGUGAGGGCUCUCCCUUGCCAGCACUCCCUCCCGCCCUCACUCUGACCAACACAGCUGCUCAUGUCCCUGGAGAGGACAGCUUUGGCCAAGUUGUUAAACAUCUCUGAGCCUCAGUCUUCCCAUCUUGGAAAUGGGGGCAGUUGUCCCAAUGCCGAGAUAAUUGAGUGUGAAGCCCUCCCCUGUCCCAUGCUGCCUAGUACCGAAGGCUGUGGCCCUGGCUGUAAGAAUGAUCAUUUCUGAGUCAGACCUAGGGAACCAGCCCCUGAGAAUGUGACUUGACCUAGUUUACUCCCACCCCCCGCUCUGCAACUCUGAGCCUCCUAUUGAGCGAUAAGCUCAUAGGCAACAAAGAGUGCUUUGACAUGGAAGAGGUUCUGGGCCACUGGGCUGGGAGGCGGCGGGGCCUGACCAGCGUCCCAGGCCCCAGAGCUGCUGACGUGGGUCCCCAAGGAGGUUGUUGGCUGUUCUCUUGCCACCACUCUAUUAUAAACUCAUAACUGCUGUUCUCACGAGAGGCUACUGGCAGAGACCAGGCAGGAGCUCCUGGAGCCAAGGUCAUUGCUUUUGUUUUUAUUUAUUUAUUGAGACGGAGUGUUCCUUUCUCGCCCAGGCUGGAGUGCAGUGGCAUGACGUCACUGCAUCCUCUGCCUCACGGGUUCAAGCAAUUCUCCCACCUCAGCCUCCUGAGUAGCUGGGAUUACAGGCGUAUGCCACCACGCUAGGCUAAUUUUUUUUUACAGACACGAUUUUGCCAUGUUGGCCAGGCUGGUCUUGAACUCCUGACCUCAAGUGAUCCACCCACCUCGGCCUCCCAAAGUGUUGGGAUUACAGGCGUGAGCCACUGCACCUGGCCAGGCUUAUCACUUUUUGUGCCUAUUGCCUCGAAGCCAGUCUCUGAUGGGACAUUAGGGCAGGGGCCCUUCAGCCUAGUCUGGGACAUGGGCCGCUCACUCAGCAGUAUGACAAGCAUCACCUGGAGAACAGGCCGGUCUCAGGAGGCCGUUCAUGCCCCACCGGUAAUGCACUGUGCAGCCAUAGUGUACACAAGAGGCUUAACCUCAACUGGUCUGAGAUCUUGGGGACCCCCUACCCUGUCUCCAGCAGCCUGUCCCUGUAGCUGUUUGCCUACUGGCACCCCAUCCUGAGAAGGCAUAGAUACCUGGCCCGCCCUGCCCUGGAAUUACAAAAGUCUUAGACUGUGCCUGAGUGCCCGGCCUCCUUGGGAGACCCUCCCAGGCAGCCCGAGCGCCAGACCCGGGAGCUGGGUGCUCUGGCCCUGCCUGCCUGCCUCUCACUGGACCCUCUCCUUCCAGGUGCGGCUUCAGGUCCAGAGCAUGGAGAAGCCUCAGUACCGUGGGACGUUGCACUGCUUCAAGUCCAUCAUCAAGCAAGAGAGCGUGCUGGGCCUGUACAAGGGACUGGGGUCACCACUCAUGGGGCUCACCUUCAUCAACGCGCUGGUGUUCGGGGUGCAGGGCAACACCCUUCGAGCUCUGGGCCACGACUCGCCGCUCAACCAGUUCCUGGCAGGUGCGGCGGCGGGCGCCAUCCAGUGCGUCAUCUGCUGCCCCAUGGAGCUCGCCAAGACGCGGCUGCAGCUGCAGGACGCGGGCCUAGCGCGCACCUACAAGGGCUCGCUGGACUGCCUCGUGCAGAUCUACGGGCACGAGGGUCUGCGUGGCGUCAACCGGGGCAUGGUGUCCACGCUGCUGCGUGAGACGCCCAGCUUCGGCGUCUACUUCCUCACCUAUGACGCUCUCACGCGGGCGCUGAGCUGCGAGCCGGGCGACCGUCUGCUGGUGCCCAAGCUGCUGUUGGCGGGCGGUACGUCGGGCAUCAUGUCCUGGCUCUCGACCUACCCUGUGGACGUGGUCAAGUCGCGGCUGCAGGCGGACGGACUGCGGGGCGCCCCGCGCUACCGCGGCAUCCUGGACUGCGUGCACCAGAGCUACCGCGCCGAGGGCUGGCGCGUCUUCACGCGGGGGCUGGCGUCCACGCUGCUGCGCGCCUUCCCCGUCAACGCUGCCACCUUCGCCACCGUCACCGUGGUGCUCACCUAUGCGCGCGGCGAGGAGGCCGGGCCCGAGGGCGAGGCUGUGCCCGCUUCCCCUGCGGGGCCUUCCCUGGCGCAGCCCUCCAGCCUGUGACGCUCACCCCGCCCUCCUUCCCCAGGGCUCCUUCUCAGAAACCCGGGACAUAAAUUGGCCCCUGAGUCGAUUGCCCUGCUUCCUGCUCGGAUGCUGGGGGCUGUGGAGUCUAUCAGACUUGGGCUGAAUUUUGCUGAUAAGCUGGGUAGUUUUGGCCAAGAACUUCUUGCCUCAGUAUUCUCAUCUGUGAAAUAAGGACCCUCAUACCCACACUGUAGAGUCACGAAGGUCAGAGAUUAUUCCCAGCGGCAGCCGGCACCUGGCCUGGCCGAGGCCAUUGCACCAUUAUCCUGGAAACUGAGGCAGACACUCCAGCCCCUUUUCCGGAUCCUGGCCACGCCAUUGUGCUCCUGCCCUGCAGGCUGGCUCCCGGGGGUCUCUGAUGGCCAACCAAGGGGCCACCCAGGGACCUGCACUCCACACAUCCUCCACCCGGGAGGGUGAUGGGCCACCCCUCUGGUCUGUGUUAGGGACAGGAAAACUUGGUGUGCCUCCUGGUGUCACAGAACUGGAUCCUCUGCAUACCCCAGCUUCUCCACAUGCCACUGCUAGGGGUACCCCAGCUGCUGCCACUCCUGCUGGAGGGUGAACUGGGGACCCUGCACCCUCCGGGAAGCCAUGGAGUCUGUUGGAGGCAACAUAUCAGCCUACGGGACUAGGGUGGGGAGCAAACAGCCCAGCUGUGGAGGUCUCGACAGUUCAAGUGUGAUGCAGCUGUGGCAAGGAGAAAAGGAGAAAUCCUUCCACCUCUGGGCCUCAGGCUGCCUGUCCAUAAAAUGGGGACAUGGCCAGCUGAUGGACAGCUGAGUCUCUGGCCCACCUACCACCGCCAGCCAGGAUCCCCCAAGGUGUGCAGAGGGCUUAGCAGAGAACAGUAUGGGACCCCCCCCACCAGGGCUGGAACACCUCCAGCCACAAAGAAGCCAAAGGUCAGUCCCUCUGCUCCCCAGUAAAUGGUGCCUCCCAGACAUUCUCAGUGCCAGGGCUUCAUCCCCGUGAAGGCACAGGGCCCGCUAGUGGGCACAGGGGUGGCUAGUUGGGGCCUGGGGCAGAAGAGUGCCGCACCAGGCGUCCUGGGGAAUGUGCUCAGUGAAGAUGACACUGGGCUUUACACAGCCUGGUGUCGCUGUACAGAAACUGUCAAGGGAAUAAAGUGUUCUUUGUUUUUUAA